CGUUAUUCUGGACACAACAGCUCUGAGAUCUUCAAGGUCUACAGAACUUCUACAGAUUCUUUCUGUCAUUGUGAAGAAACAUCUUGAAGAAUGAGAAGCCUGAUGUGUUUGCUGUUCCUGGUGAUCUUCUGCUCUGUGCAGAUGACUUCAAGCUCUACCCUUUCAAUUGAUGGGGCAAACUCAAAGUGUUGUGGAGAGUUCAGUAAUGUGAAGAUUCCUGUGAAACUGGUGACGUCUUACUACAAGAUUGACACUAGCAGCAUAUGUCCCAGGCGUGCUAUUGUGUUUAAGACAAUUAAAGGGAGAGAGUUCUGUGUUGAUCCAGAGACCCCCUGGGUGAAGAGUCAUGUUGCUAAAGUGGACAAAAGAACAACAACUGCUACAAAAGCACAAACUCAGAGUCUCACAGUCUAAAAGAAGCUACACUGUUUCUAUUUAAAAUGUGCAUUUCAUAUUGUAUAAUUAAACCUUGUGCUAUUUCCGAUGUGUAUAUAAAAUAUUUUAUUUAAAGAAUAAUUUAUGCGAUUGGGUUCAGUUGUUUUAAUAAAUUAUCAAUGAUACAAAUAUCA
Molecule: messenger RNA, 569 nt
Organism: Cyprinus carpio (common carp)
Lineage: Eukaryota; Metazoa; Chordata; Actinopteri; Cypriniformes; Cyprinidae
Product: monocyte chemotactic protein 1B-like
Biological process (GO): G protein-coupled receptor signaling pathway; positive regulation of ERK1 and ERK2 cascade; immune response
Cellular component (GO): extracellular region
Molecular function (GO): chemokine activity; CCR chemokine receptor binding
Source: RefSeq, a predicted model, not a curated record